This is a messenger RNA of Dentiscutata erythropus, 216 nucleotides long. The record is from the annotation of a GenBank genome assembly. Lineage: Eukaryota; Fungi; Glomeromycota; Glomeromycetes; Diversisporales; Gigasporaceae.
AUGCUAGUGCAUAUAAACAUAGCAUUUACUUCUUGGAAUCUUCUUAUGAUUAAUCUUUCCACAUAUGACGAUAAUGGAUAUGAUAAUUUACAUGUGAAAUUAACAUAUACUCCAAAAGACUCUAAGGAUCUAUUAAUAAAUGCUAUUAAUAUUUCCACCGAGUUCCAGGAACUCGAAUGGAAAUUUAACCAUUUAUCAAAAAACCUAUCAAAUUGA